This is a messenger RNA of Encephalitozoon romaleae SJ-2008, 543 nucleotides long. RefSeq lists its product as hypothetical. Bases 1 to 543 code for a protein of 180 amino acids. The transcript has a single exon. NCBI's taxonomy places the organism in Eukaryota, Fungi, Microsporidia, Unikaryonidae. The record is from RefSeq and is a predicted model, not a curated record. Gene Ontology annotation, molecular function: ubiquitin-like modifier activating enzyme activity.
AUGGAGAAGGAACUCUAUGAUCUUUAUGACCGUCAGAUAAGGCUUUUUGGAAAAGAUACACAGAAAUUGAUAGAGGAAUCCCAUGUUGCCAUAAUACAAGGCCCUCCAUAUGUAUUGGGAAGGGAAAAGAGGAUCAAUGAUGUUGGAGGAGAAAUACUAAAGAACCUCGUUCUCCUUGGUGUAGAAAGGGUGACUGUAAAUAAACAUGUCAUCUCCUCCUUCAAAAGAAUGUUUGUUAAUGAAAUCACCAAGAUAAAUGAAAAAAUAAGGGUAGCCGUCAUUGAUGAACAGCAAACAGAGGAAGCCUGGAAUGGAUAUACUCUAGUUAUACUUAUUGAUUGCAAGGGCCAGACAACAUGCCCGGGGAUCUAUGUAUGUUCCAGAUGUAUGGGGUUUCAUCCACUUGGGAAAAGGCAUUUGUGUAGAGAAUGUAGUAACAUCUCGGUUGUUCAUGAUUGCCUUCUUGGCGCAAUAAUUGUGCAGGAGUGGGUGAAGAGGCUUCAGAAAAAACCCUUUGUUGAUGAAUACUACCUCGAAAUAUAA